Xyrauchen texanus (razorback sucker) is the source of this 5427-nucleotide messenger RNA. It is a transcript of the gene pex6, whose product is annotated as peroxisomal biogenesis factor 6. Lineage: Eukaryota; Metazoa; Chordata; Actinopteri; Cypriniformes; Catostomidae. Gene Ontology annotation, molecular function: ATP hydrolysis activity; ATP binding. The transcript is spliced from 17 exons. The record is from RefSeq and is a predicted model, not a curated record. The coding region runs from base 1 to 3264 and encodes 1087 amino acids. Gene Ontology annotation, cellular component: cytosol; peroxisomal membrane. Gene Ontology annotation, biological process: protein import into peroxisome matrix.
AUGGCGGCUCCCAUGAACCUUCAGUGUCUGGAUCAGUUUCCAUCUCAAAUUCACCCUCUUCACGUACUCAUCAACAAAUCACAACUCACUCAAACAUUUCCAGACUGCACUGGACCAACACACGCGUUGUUAUUUUCAUCGACGGACCAUCAGUCAUCUUUCAAACUGGGCUUUUUGGUGUGCGCCCACGUGACUCCGGAGGAAGAGACGAAUGUAAACAAUCACAUGUGUCUCACUGUCUGUGUGAGCAGAUCGUUUCUCAAACACUACGAUCUGAAGGACAACUCGCAAGGAACGGUCCGUCCACAGUCCCUGCUGCCUUUGAAGAAGAUUGUGAUCGGUGCUCGGACCAAACCAAGCUUUAAAUGGGCUUCUUCAGAGAAGUUCUCCAAUGCUCUGCUCAUCCUGGCGUCCUGUCAUGGUCAGACACUGCUGGCGAGACAGGGCGAUGCCUUACUCAUCCCUUACCAUCAUUUACUGGGUGAAGACGCCUCACAGGUGCAGCAGUACCUGUCAGAUAUGAUGGUGCUGGAGUGCACACCUGUCAGCCAGGGCAGGAUCACGGUGGACACCUGUGUGGUGGUGUCAGACUGCAGAGACUUGAGCUUUAAUGAUGCUAUGGACCAGAUCAGCAUCAUCAACCAAACCAGACUCGCUGCUUCAUCUCUGUUUGUUUCUGAUUUUGCGCAGUAUGCAAACAGUUUGAGCUCAGGAAGCUCGUUUUUGAACAGUAAACUAUUGGGCAGCUCAGACUUCAGUACUUUCUUACAGGCUCUGGAGUGCAGACUUGAUGUCCGGGUCACGGAUGUCUCAGAUCUCCAUAAACCAGGUGGAAUUCUGUCCAGACUGGACCAGAAUGAUGGUUUAGACACUGACAGCACAAUAUUUGUGCAUAAGAGUUUGUUAUUGAAGCUGGGCGUGUUUAAUGGGGAAUGGGUUAUUGCAUCUGUUCCGUCAGAAAAGGCAAAGAAAUCUUCGAAGACACACUUUGCUUUGAGUCCUGAACUGGGAGAAGCAGAAAACACCUGUAAAAUCCCUUAUAAGAGAAGAGGGCGUGCUCAUCUUGUUUCAAUCAAGGCGUUUGAUGCAGUUAGACUCUCAGAGAUGGAUGUAAAUGAUAAUGUGGGCUUCAUUUCACCUGUUCAGUGGUUUAAUCUGUCCGGUGGGAUGGCAGUACCUGUUGGAAAUAAGGCCAUUAAAAUCAAGAGGUGGAAUAAGGUGUUGUCAGAUGUGGAGUCACAGCUGUCUGCGAGUGCAUGUCGCUCCGCAGUCCCGCCGUUUGCUAAAGAGCUGCACAUUGAAGCCGUCAUAUCGCCGGACUACAACGCCCAUGGUCCCUUCGACAGCAUCCUCUACAAGCACUUCAGCACACCCAGGCUUGUUCAGCAGGGGAAUAUAUUGGGAAUCCCAUCAGAAGGACAUCCUGAUCUUGUUGAGAACAACUCAGAAGGAAUCCUCAGGUGGCCUGUGCUGUAUUUCAAAGUCAAGCAGGUGUCUGGUUUUUCUGAAGAGGAGGAAGAGAUUUCUUCAUAUCUGGCUGAUUCGAGUCACACCUCGCUGUACAUGGGAGGCUCUACCCACAGCCUGUCUCCCUGCUCUGUGCAGCAGAAGGGUCAGUCCUUCUGGACCAGUGUCUCUCCUCCUGGUCUCUCCAGCACUGUGGAACAACUCAUUACGAUCAUGCAACCACACCUCUGUGAAAGCUCUGCUACAUUAAACAGAGGCUGUUCUGUUCUUCUGAGGGGUUCCAGCGGCAGUGGUAAAGUUACCGUGGUAAGAGCCGCCAGCAGAAGACUACAUCUGCACCUGAUCAAGGUGGACUGUGUCAUGCUCUGCGCAGACACUGCAGCUGCAUGUGAGGUUAAGAUGAAGUCUGCGUUUGAGAGGGCGGAGCUCCAUCACCCGUGCAUGCUAUUGCUAAGAAACCUCCAGUUGCUCGGCCAACCACGUGACGGCAGCGAGAUGGACUCCAGGGUCAUUUUUACCCUCUGCCAGCUCAUAACCGCUGCUCAUGCCAGUGUGGUUGUGAUUGGGUCUGUGAGCAGUCCGCGAGAGCUCUCCUCAGAUGUGAUGGCAGCGUUUGUGCAUCAGGUUGCGCUAGAGAGUCUGUCAGAGGAACAGCGGCGGGUGAUGUUGUCCAGUCUCAGUGAAGAGCUGCCGCUAGGAAAAGACGUCAACCUGUGCAAGAUAGCCAAACAAACCGCUGGUUUUGUUUUAGGUGAUAUUUGUGCGCUUCUAACCAACGCGGGAAAAGCUGCUCAUAGGAGACUUCUGAAGCUGUAUUUUCCCAGUGGGGCUAGUCAGCAGGAAGAGCAGGAUCUGUGUGUGUCUGGGGUGAGCGUCCUGUCGGAGGACUUUAGCACGGCACUGGAUGUCCUACAGGAGGCACAUUCACAGGCCAUUGGAGCUCCAAAGAUCCCGUCUGUAAGGUGGCAGGACGUCGGUGGACUGCAGCAGGUGAAGAAGGAAAUUCUGGACACGAUUCAGCUUCCUCUGGAUCAUCCAGAGCUGCUGUCUCUGGGACUGCGGCGCUCAGGACUGCUGCUGUACGGACCGCCCGGCACUGGAAAAACUCUGCUGGCUAAAGCUGUAGCCACAGAAUGUUCCAUGACCUUCCUCAGUGUGAAAGGACCUGAACUCAUCAACAUGUACGUUGGUCAGAGUGAAGAGAACAUUCGAGAGGUGUUCAGUAAGGCCAGAAGUGCCGCUCCCUGCAUCAUCUUCUUUGAUGAGCUGGACUCUUUAGCUCCUAACAGAGGACACAGUGGAGACUCGGGAGGGGUCAUGGACAGGGUUGUGUCGCAGCUGUUAGCAGAACUUGAUGGUCUUCACUCAUCAGGAGAGGUGUUCAUUAUCGGAGCAACUAAUCGUCCAGAUCUGCUGGACCAAUCACUGCUCAGACCCGGCAGAUUUGAUAAAUUGGUGUAUGUUGGUGUCAAUGAAGACAGGGAGUCACAGCUCCAGGUGCUCAAGGCAAUAUUACGCAAGUUUAAAGUGGAUCCCAGUGUGAAUUUGUCAGAGGUUGUGGAGUGCUGCCCGCCACAGCUGACGGGAGCCGAUCUGUACGCGCUCUGCUCAGAUGCCAUGAUGUGUGCAAUCAAGAGGAAGAUCUUACGCAUCAAUGAAGGUGUGGAUUCAGAGGUCAGCGCUCUCACUUUGUGUUCAGAAGACUUCAGGCAGGCUCUGUCAGUCCUUCAGCCAUCCGUCUCUGAACAGCAACUCUACGCAUAUAAACUCAUCCAGCAGAAAUUCACAUCAAAAUAACUCAAGAACCACCAGCUGCAGCCAAAACACUCUGUGAUUGCGUGUUGCGUGUAAAUCAGCUGUCCUAACCAGAAAAAACUUCCUCUUCCAUGUUAAAGGCCUGAUUAACAGCAUUUGUGGCAUGAUGUCCAUUACAACAAAAAAUUAUUUCGACUCUUCCCUCGUUUAUGCAAAAAAGCGGUAUUUACAAUGGAAGUGAAUGGGGCCAAUCCAUAAUCUUAUCUGUUUAAAGUUAUAUCCAAUAACAGGACACAUAAUUUCACUUUUAGCCUUGACAGAUACAUUUGUUGAAUAAAAUCAUUGAAAACUUGUCACAUUGCAUCUGGUUAGGACACUAAUACACUGUUCUCACAAAAAAAAGCUUUCUUAGAACUAAGAAUCUUUUUGAAGAACUAGUAAAAAAAGUAAAUAUAUUUGACGUCUAACCUGUCCAUGUUUACUUUCUGAUGCCGUAGGAUUUCUAUGCAUUUCUUCCUUAAUGGGUUUCAGCAUUUAUGCUUGACUUUGAAUCGCACUGGUUGAAAAUUGGCAAAUCUAAUGUUCAUUAACUUCCUGCUUAGAGAGAGUUUCUAACUAGCACUGUUAUUACCACAACUGUCUGUGUUCAGAGGUGCUUGAUGAAGGGCUUAUUACAAUGCAAAGUGAAAAUAUUCAUACACAAUAGACAUUCUGAUCUGAACAUACAAUUGGUCACACUUUAUAUUAAGUGGUUAGUUUUAGAUAUUUAAUUUACUAUUAAUUUGCUAUGCAAAUGUUGAAUUGUCAGGCUUAAAUAAGUGAUUUGAUUUGGACAGGUAAUUUUGAUCAUAUCUGUAUAUACUGAAAAAGGUAAAUGAUUAACCAUUUCGGGGUUUUUUUAUGAAAUGGCAAAAGUUAAAUUUUUAUAAAUGUUUUAUUUUAUGAUUUUAUAAAUGUAUAGAAGUACUUAAUCUUCCUCAUCAUCUUGUUAAUAUGAAUGUGUAACAAAGGGCAAAUGGAACGACUUUAUAUAAAGUGUUACCUUGUUUAUUCAAUGAAUUCAUUGAGAAGAAGAUAAAAAUGAUCUAUGUGAUUCUUCAAACAAAUCUGUGUGUCUGCUUUGACAGAGUAACUAAAGGUAAAAGACGAUAUGAACAUAAAAGACUAUAUUAAUUGAAUAGAAGAUCAUUUAGUACAAUUUCAAACUGUGCAAGCAUAUAUUUUGUGACUCAUUGUGCUGCAGCUUGUUGCUGGAGGUUUUGUGAGUCAGUUCAGGCUGGGCAAGUGCUAAAAGAUGACUCAUGACAACACGUCUGGUGCAUAUUUCACCCCAAAAUUGAAAGAAUAUAAAGAAAAUGAAACCUAUUUUUAAGUCUGUUUAGAUGUUUUUCUUUAAUGUAACAUAAAUUUCAUGUAAAUGAAACACAUUUCCCCCAAAACACCCAGUACUGUAAUGCAAAAGAAAUCUAAUUGUCAUUACCGCAAUGCAAUAAAUAAAUUAUUAAAUUAAGAAAUGUGUAUAUUAUUUAAAUUUUAAUAUAUUUUUGCCUCACGGUGGUAUCUGUAGUACUACCUUAAAAACAAUCAUUGUAUUACAGUACUUUUACUGUAAAACAUUACUGUAAUUGACAUAUGGGCUUCGUUUUCUUUAUAAAUAUAUAAUUUGAAUAAUACGGUUUUAUUUAGAUUUUGCCGUGAAUAAAUAUUAAAUUACAUAUAAAGUGAUGCCUAUUUUCUACAAUAUUGUUUUUUUGUUCUUUGCAUUGUAACAUAAUUUUCAUAACAAACACAUUCCAAAAUUAUUUUUACCGUAGUGCAAAAAGAAAAAAAUAAUAUUACCAUUAUGUAAUAUACAUUUUAAAGCAUUUAUAUGUCAGUUGAAUUUGUUGUACUGCUUUUUACUGUUUAAAAACAGUAAUUGUAUUACAGUAAUUUUACUGUAAAACUUUACUGUUACUUUGUUAUAGAAAAAUGCUAAUGGUCCUAAAAAUAGGCUUAAUUUUCUUUAUGGAAAAUAUAAUUUCUUAGUUUUUUCUUUCAAUAUUGAAAUAAAAUAUGACCAGGACCUUAACAGGUUUCAUGAGAUUCACAUUAACAAUUAAUGCAAAAUGUAUUUCUUUAUUAAAAUGUUAGUUAUUACUCUGUAGACAUCUCCAGUAUAAACCAAUAAAUUAUUAACAUGAAUACUGUCAAAUGAUGUCUUCA